Molecule: messenger RNA, 561 nt
Organism: Porites evermanni
Lineage: Eukaryota; Metazoa; Cnidaria; Anthozoa; Scleractinia; Poritidae
Source: the annotation of a GenBank genome assembly
AUGUCUAAUCAGCCGCGUUACUUUCCUUCAAUCGUGAAACUCGAUGUCGGUGGCCAACACUUUACAACAAGCCUGCAAACGCUAACAAGAGAUCCCAACUCAAUGUUAGCAGCCAUGUUUUCAGGAAGGCAUGAAGUACAGACCACUGAAGACGGUUCCUUCUUUAUCGACCGAGAUGGAACUUACUUCCGCUUUAUACUAAAUUAUCUUCGUAACGGAGAACUUAUCUUGCCAGAUGGUGCUACAUUCCUCAAGGAACUCGAAGCAGAAGCUAAGUUUUAUCAACUGCAAGGGAUAUUGGAUGAACUGCAUCGUACAGCACCGAAAGUGUUUGAGGAGUCGGUGAUACUGACCAACGAAGAGCAUCGAAGAGUCUUGAAAACUUGGUUGCCUAUAAAAAGCGAAUGGCGUUUGUUAUUCCGAGCUUCACGAGAUGGAUUUGCUGCUUUAGCGUUUCAUUUCAAAUGCGACAACAAAGGACCUACAGUCACUGUUGUAAAAAGUGGUGGAAACAUUUUUGGAGGCUUCACUGGGAACGCUUGGAGAAGUAAGAUAAAUUGA